Molecule: messenger RNA, 813 nt
Organism: Stereum hirsutum FP-91666 SS1
Lineage: Eukaryota; Fungi; Basidiomycota; Agaricomycetes; Russulales; Stereaceae
Product: cytochrome b5
Exons: 6
Coding region: 96-467 (123 amino acids)
Cellular component (GO): intracellular membrane-bounded organelle; endoplasmic reticulum membrane
Molecular function (GO): heme binding
Source: RefSeq, a predicted model, not a curated record
CUCUACACGACCCGCCUGAACCGUCCCCCACGCUCCCUUUGCUCGGCGCUCAUCCCUUCUUCCACGACCUCACCGUACGAACCAGCUAGCUAGCCAUGUCUCUCAUCACUUUCGACCAGCUCAAGGAGCACACCAACAAGACCAACAUGUGGCUCCUCAUCGACGGUAAAGUCUACGACGUGGCCGGUUUCCUCGACGAGCACCCUGGAGGAGACGAGGUCAUCUUGUCUGAAGCUGGCAAGGAUGCGACAGAAGCGUUCGAGGAUGUUGGACACUCUGACGAGGCCCGUGCCAUGCUCCCCAACAUGCUUGUCGGCGAGUUUGAAAAGUCUACGCUUGCAAAGUCGAAGACCACCACAUCUUCCGCUGCCGUUAACAACGCAGUUGAACAGUCAUCAAAUGCUAUGUACUUCGUACCCCUUGCUGCCCUCGCUGCCUACUUUGCAUGGCGGUUCUACGGUGCUUGAAUGCUGUGAUUCUCCCUUGCUCUCUGUGUUCGUUCCUAUUUUCGGUCUUUCUCAUCUACAUAUUGCCUUUAUUGCUUCUUUCGCCAUGUCACUACCUCCGCCCUCAUCACUUUGCGGAUCUCUAGAAGGAAUGCAUUUUCCUUGCACAUAUUUCUUCUCUGUGUUAUACUUCCGUGGUGUGAAUCCGUGGAUAUCUGUUCAAGACGCAUAACAUGACCGUUGUCAUCGGGUAUCGCGGUGUACCCUCGCUCUCACGCUAUGCAAUCACGCUAUAAAUGUCGGCGAAGAACCUACCGUGAACAUACUUUGGUCUAUUCAGCAAAGACCCUGUUGGUCAUCAUCUACC